AUGGUUUCCACAUCCCCUCCCCAUCAGUGGAGAUUGAUGAGGUUUAUGAAAAGGUACAAUGCCUUGUGCAUUACAGCUAUCAGAUAUCUGAAAAGAAGCUUAUGCUGCUUGAUAUUCAGGGUUCCUUUUUUAAGUUGUCCGAUCCAGAAAUUGCAACAACAGAUCUUCUUGUUAAUAAUGCAUCACUGGAUUCAAAGGAGGUCAACUGCUGUGCUGGCAACCUUUCCUGUAUUGCAAUUGUUGAAUUUAAAUCAAAACACUCCUGUAACAAGUACUGUGACACGAUAUCUCUGAAAGUGUUUGCUGAAAAUGGUAUUUGA
Molecule: messenger RNA, 320 nt
Organism: Pocillopora meandrina
Lineage: Eukaryota; Metazoa; Cnidaria; Anthozoa; Scleractinia; Pocilloporidae
Source: the annotation of a GenBank genome assembly